AACCUCUCGAUUUUUCCCAGAGUUCAGUCCGUAACAAAUAUGAACGGCGGAGUUGGUGGUGCUUACGGCGCGGGAAAAGCGGGAACUGCCAAUGAUCCAAUAUCAAUUUUAACAAAACCUCAUGUGAUUUUAAGACUUUUAUGUUGGGUAUUUUCUAUAGUUGUAUUUGGGUGCAUAGGUUCUGAAGGAUGGAUGAAAGACAAAUGUCUCUACAACAACGAUAUAAAUGCUUGCAAUUUUGGCACAGGGAUUGGGGUGAUUGCUUUCUUAGGCAGCCUGUGCUUAUUAAUUACUGAUAUUAUGUUUAAUAAUAUCUCCAGUAUCAAGGUUCGAAGGAGAGCAGUUAUUGCAGACAUGGCUUUUUCAGCCGGGAUGGCCUUUAUGUGGUUUGUCACUUUCUGUUAUCUAAGUGAUUCUUGGAGGAAGUCCCCCUAUCCCAAGCAUGGAUAUGGUGUCAACAACUUAAGGGGUGCUAUAGCCUUCAGUUUCUUUUCAAUUCCUGUAUGGGCUGGCUGCAUAUUCUUUGCAUUCACACGCUACAAGCAAGGAGCUGAUACUGCUUUUGUAACGAGUGGCUUUGAGGGUGAUACUGGCAUGCCGGGUGCAGCCCCUUACACCAGCUACCCUGAUGGGCCUGAGAUGAACGAAGGCUACCAAGAACCUCCAUUCUCUGCAAACCAAAAGGAUAUGGCACCAGGAGGGCCAGGUUUUCAACAACAAGCUUAUUAAUGUGCAUUCCAUUGCUAAAUACACAUAUAAUCUUAAUCGUUGAGUUAUUUUGUAGAUGGGAAAAGAAAAAAAAGAGGUUAGAGAACCCACAAUGUUUAUGUACAGUGAUUGUGUGUUGUUCUAUUACUACUUUACUCCUUGAAUGGUGACAAAAGUUAUUUGAUAUCCUUUUUGAAAAGUUGUGGUAUUAGAGCUGUUGAGUUUCUUAUCGAGCGAUGCUUGUCAGGCUGACACAGAGCUGGUGACUUGAGUGUUUUAUCUGACAAGGGAGGUGUUUGCUUUAUUUUAUUGAUCUCUGUUUAUGUAGCUGACAUAGCGAUGCAUUUAUUUGUGAUUUGUUUUAUUGUGAUAAGUGUCGUGAUUAAAAUAAAGAACAUUCAAAUUAGAGAUGUAUUGUAAAGUUUAACAAAAUUUGUUAUUCCAAUUAAUAUGUUUAACUGAUGUUAUAAUAGUUUUUUU
Parasteatoda tepidariorum (common house spider) is the source of this 1188-nucleotide messenger RNA. It is a transcript of the gene Syngr, whose product is annotated as synaptogyrin. Gene Ontology annotation, cellular component: synaptic vesicle membrane; neuromuscular junction. The record is from RefSeq and is a predicted model, not a curated record. Lineage: Eukaryota; Metazoa; Arthropoda; Arachnida; Araneae; Theridiidae.